Molecule: messenger RNA, 868 nt
Organism: Fundulus heteroclitus (mummichog)
Lineage: Eukaryota; Metazoa; Chordata; Actinopteri; Cyprinodontiformes; Fundulidae
Product: EKC/KEOPS complex subunit Lage3
Exons: 3
Coding region: 60-344 (94 amino acids)
Cellular component (GO): EKC/KEOPS complex
Source: RefSeq, a predicted model, not a curated record
AACGCUUCUUCUUCUUCUUCUUCUUUGUCUUCCAGUUCAGCCCCUUCCACACAACAGCGAUGGCGACAGAAACUAACCCAGAAACAGGCAAGCUGGAGUUCUUCCUGGACGUCCCCUUCCCAUCGUCCCGCGAGGCCACCAUUGCCCUGCGGUCGCUGUCCCCCGACCGGGAGCCGAGGAGAGGUGGCAUCAGCAAGCAGCUGAGCGUGUCUGGUAGCACGCUGUCUGUCAGGUGGAGCGCAGACGAAGCUCGGAUCCUCAGAGUGUCCGUCAACUCGUUCCUGGACCAUCUGUCGCUGGUUGUGGAGACCAUGGAGGACUUCGGGCCUCCCGUCGACCUGUGACUCAGGACUCAGAGAUGUUGGGUGCUCUCAGUUUUCCCUCUUGGGAAAUGAAUGGAUUCAGCAUAUUUGACAAAAGACACGUUGAACUCUGCUGGAUUUUUCAAAACAAUGGGAUCCGACUUGCAGUUUUUAAUUCAGAGAGCCAUUUCAGAGAUGCUGCUUCUCACUAAGUUGUGUCUUUCAGUGAGUAUUUAUUUUGGAUUUUCUUUUAACCAAAAAGCCCGGCGGAAAUACGAGAGGAGUUUUUGUUUGAGGUUUGAAUUAAUAUACUGGUGAAGUUCCAAAUUCCUGUGGAAUGUAUUUCAUAAAAUGUUGGACAUGGUGAGUUUUGUAAAGAUAUUUCACCAGUUUGUGAUUUCUAAAUAAAAAAAGAAAAUUCAACGUUUAGCUAUUAUUGAAGCAGUCUGCCUUGAUCAAAGGUAGAUGUUGAAUGAAAGUCAAUCCAGGGUAGACAAAAUGCUUGCCCGACUGACAAGGCAGUUGCAACUGCAAUAAAGGUGUAAUAAACCAUGCGUAAACUAACA